Messenger RNA from Rosa rugosa (rugosa rose), 1877 nucleotides. RefSeq names its product probable serine/threonine-protein kinase PBL7. Gene Ontology annotation, biological process: protein phosphorylation. Gene Ontology annotation, molecular function: protein kinase activity; ATP binding. Lineage: Eukaryota; Viridiplantae; Streptophyta; Magnoliopsida; Rosales; Rosaceae. The record is from RefSeq and is a predicted model, not a curated record.
GACGAGAAUAUACGAAGUCAAGUUAUUACAAGGGCCUGCAAGCUCUCGCUAUCAGUGUGUGUUGCUCGUGGUGGGUUCUGUAGCUUUUGGGUUUAUUCGAGACUUGGAAUGGUUGAUUCUCUAUCUUUUUAGUCUUUGUGGAUAUUGCUCUCUAUUGCUUCUUCCUCUUUUUGAGUCUUUUGGCUUCUGGAAAGAGUGAUUGGAGUAAGUGAAAAUCAUGGGUUGGAUUCCCUGUUCUGGUAAUUCCAACAGUAAAGCAAAGAAGAACAAGAAGAAAAGGAAGAACUCAAUAGAGUUGGAGGAGAGGCCAUUUGAUCAGAUCAAACCCACUUCAGAAUUAUUAAAGACGAACUCCUCUUUGAGUGUCAAAGAGUCUUCGAAAGAUGGGGAACACAUAGCAGCACAGACUUUUGUGUUCCGUGAUUUGGCAGCUGCAACUAGAAAUUUCAGAGCAGAAUGUCUUUUGGGGGAGGGUGGCUUUGGUCGAGUAUAUAAAGGACAUUUGGAAAGUAUAAAUCAGGUAGUAGCUAUCAAACAACUUGAUCGUAAUGGGUUGCAAGGGAACAGGGAAUUUCUUGUUGAAGUGUUGAUGUUAAGUCUGCUUCACCACCCUAACCUUGUUAAUCUUCUCGGUUAUUGUGCUGAUGGAGAUCAAAGGCUCCUUGUUUAUGAGUACAUGCCCUUAGGAUCUUUGGAGGAUCAUUUACAUGAUAUGUCGCCUGGUAAGAGAAGACUUGAUUGGAAUACAAGAAUGAAGAUAGCCGCUGGGUCUGCAAAGGGACUAGAGUAUUUACAUGACAAAGCAAGUCCUCCUGUGAUAUACAGAGAUUUGAAAUGCUCCAACAUAUUGCUUAAUGAAGGGUAUCAUCCCAAACUGUCUGAUUUUGGCUUAGCCAAACUUGGACCUGUUGGGGACAACACCCACGUUUCUACAAGGGUUAUGGGAACCUACGGAUAUUGUGCUCCAGAGUAUGCAAUGACAGGCCAAUUGACUCUUAAAUCAGAUGUUUAUAGCUUUGGGGUAGUACUUUUGGAAAUCAUUACUGGCAGAAGGGCAAUUGACAAUUCUAGAGCUACAGGAGAGCAGAACUUGGUUGCAUGGGCAAGACCUCUGUUCAAGGACCGGAAAAAAUUUUCACAAAUGGCAGACCCAGCGUUACAAGGUCAGUAUCCCGCAAGAGGAUUAUACCAAGCUCUGGCUGUUGCGGCAAUGUGUGUUCAGGAGCAGCCUAAUAUGCGGCCGGUUAUAGCUGAUGUUGUCACAGCUUUGACAUACCUUGCUGCACAAAAGUAUGAUCCUGAAACACAGCCUCCCCAAAGCUCCCGUCUUGCCCCUUGUACUCCCCCUAGAACCAAGCGGGACAGCGAAAGGAAGCUCAAUGGUGGUAGUGGACAUGAGCCUAGAAGAUUGAAUUACGGAUACUGUGGUUCUUGGUUGCAAGUUGUCGGGUUUCCUGUGAAUGCUGGUGACUGUUCUGAUAGAUACAAGGUAUGGGAUAAUACGUCGCCUACAUAGUUCUGAAAGCAUGUUAGCUGCAAUUCCUGUGUUGUCAUAUAUAAGGUUGUGUAUCAUCACAGAUAAAAAGUCCAAAUUCCAUCUCCUUGUGUCGCAUCAGGAAAGGAGGAAUGUUUACCUCCUCUUUCAUCUUCUUGAAUAUACAUAUAGAGCAGGAGCCUGUAUUAUCCUAGUGUGCCUUCUUACCUUGGUUUUUCAUUAAACAGCCAAGGGGUUCCCUUCAACCAUUUUUACCUUUUUCUAUUCGAGGUAUAGUUCUGGUUUGUAUUCAACUUAUUACAGUUGUGUGGAUGUGAGUUGAAAUCCUGUCAAUAUCUGCAUUUUUGUGCUAUAAAAAAGCCUGUCAAUAUUGCUUCUUGUA